Anolis sagrei ordinatus is the source of this 1371-nucleotide messenger RNA. RefSeq names its product poly(ADP-ribose) polymerase family member 16 (gene PARP16). Gene Ontology annotation, biological process: endoplasmic reticulum unfolded protein response. Lineage: Eukaryota; Metazoa; Chordata; Lepidosauria; Squamata; Anolidae. Gene Ontology annotation, molecular function: protein serine/threonine kinase activator activity; NAD+ poly-ADP-ribosyltransferase activity; kinase binding. Gene Ontology annotation, cellular component: endoplasmic reticulum tubular network; nuclear envelope; membrane. The record is from RefSeq and is a predicted model, not a curated record.
CGCAUGCGCAGUAAGCUCAUUGGGUAGUCCUCUAAUCCAGCUCAGCGUUGCAACAACCUUUUUGCAGAGGAGCCCUCCGGGGGAUGCAGGAGCCAAAUGCCAAGGAUGCCGCCACCUCCGAAGAACGGGUCCGGGAGGCCAUCCAGAAGGACCUCUUGGCCGCCGACUUGAAGUGCAGCUUCUUCGCCUCAGCUCUGCAGAGCUACAAGCGGGACUCCGUCCUGCGGCCCUUUCCUGGGCUCUACGUCGCUGAGGAGACCAAGGACUUUGAGGCUUUGCUUGCAGAUACAAAUGCACUUGGGAGCCUGAAAGACCUGUGCGAAUCCGCCCACAACGUCGACGGAAGGAUCUGGGAGUUGCUCAGCUGGGUUUUGUCCUCCAAGGCCUUGCGUAUACACAGCACCAGCAAAACAGAGUACAAGAAGAUCCAAGAGCUGACGGGAGCUCCCAGUGUGCCGGUGGCCGAGCCGGACUUCCUGUUCGAGAUCACCUAUUCCAGCCAGAUGAACGCCAAAUUCGAGGAGACCAAAGCAGGGAGGGACCUCCUCUAUGCCUUCCACGGGAGCCGCCUCGAGAACUUCCACUCCAUCGUCCACAAUGGGCUGCAAUGCCACCUGAACCGGACCUCCUUGUUCGGGGAAGGUACCUACCUGACCAGUGACUUGAGCCUUGCUCUCCUCUAUAGCCCCCACGGACUCGGCUGGCAGCGGAGCCUCAUGGGCCCCGUCCUGAGCUGCGUCGCCGUUUGCGAAAUCAUCGACCACCCGGACGUCAAGUGCCAAGUCCAAAAGAAAGAUUCUAAAGAAAUAGACAAGAAGCGAGCCCGAGUGAGGAACAGCGAAGGCGGCGACGUCCCCCAGAAAUAUUUUGUGGUGACAAACAACCAGCUGAUCCGGGUGAAGUACUUGCUGGUAUAUUCGCAGAAGCAAUAUCGCAGGUGUUCCAGCCAAUCGUGGCUCUCCUCGCACCGCUUUGCCUUGAUGAUGAGCCUCUACCUGCUGCUCCUGAUGCUCAUCGGUGCCAGCAACUCCCCGGCUUUCCUGUCCUAUUGGAGCAGACUCUUUGAUUCCCGGCGAUGAUGAGCUCGGAGAGGCUCUGCUCACUUCCACCCAAAUGCCUUAAUAACAAAACUUUCCUGAGCGGCCAUCAACCCUGCAUUUCCGGACCAAUGAAGAGGCUCGAGUGGGACGUGUUUCCGCCGUCUUCAUUCCCCGGCAUGGCUUUUCAUAUUGUAUUGGUUUGGCCUUGCUUCCCUUCCCGAGAGUCAGGAAGCAGCAACCUCUUUGUUAUGGACUUUUUGGAAGGCCAACAAGAUGAAACAGCAGCCGUUUUCCUGUUGGAUAAAAAUUCCCAAAUCUGGGCUGUGUGUCA